Messenger RNA from Antrostomus carolinensis (chuck-will's-widow), 879 nucleotides. RefSeq names its product protein phosphatase 1 regulatory subunit 15B (gene PPP1R15B). Gene Ontology annotation, biological process: response to endoplasmic reticulum stress. Gene Ontology annotation, cellular component: endoplasmic reticulum; protein phosphatase type 1 complex. The transcript has a single exon. The annotation marks the transcript as partial. NCBI's taxonomy places the organism in Eukaryota, Metazoa, Chordata, Aves, Caprimulgiformes, Caprimulgidae. Gene Ontology annotation, molecular function: protein phosphatase regulator activity. The record is from RefSeq and is a predicted model, not a curated record.
AGCCUGACCACGGCUAUCACAGCCUGGAGGAGGAGCAGCAGCAGCACAAGGGUGUUUGUCAAGCAGAGGUAGGGCGACGGCGGGAGCACCGGUGUGAUACCGGGGAGUUGAAGCGGCCCGAGGAUCCGAAUGACACCGGGAGACAACCUGGAGGUGGCCCCUUGGAGCAGGAGGGGAUCAAGGGUUCAGCUGAGAAGGUGGCACUUGAGGGGGAAGCCUUGAGUGAAGAGGAUGACGAGGACUCCGAAAUAGAGCAAAACCUUCCAGUUUCAGCCAGGCCUGUCUGUGCAAAUAAAUUAAUAGACUAUAUCAUAGGGGGAGUUUCCAGUGAGGAGGAGAGUGCGGAUGAUGAGGAAGACUGGGAUGAUGAUGACGAUGGGUUUGAUAGCGAAGGCCUCCUCUCAGAUUCAGAUGCUGAGAACCAGGACGGGGAAAGGCUUCAUCUCUGGAAUUCCUUCUACAGUUUGGAUCCAUACAACCCUCAGAACUUUACAGCCACCAUUCAGACAUCUUCCAGCAAUCCAGGAAAGGAUAUGUCUGAUUUGGAGGAGGAGGAGGAAGAUUCUUCAUGGGCAGAGGAGUCUUCAGGCUCUCGUCACCCUAGUUCUGAAGAGGAGGACGAGUGGGACUGCAGCAGUGUGGAUGAGGCAGAAAACUUAAAGCUUUGGAACUCGUUCUGUACUUCAGAUGAUCCCUAUAAUCCUUUAAAUUUUAAGGCAGCCUUUCAAACGGCGGAGAAAAAAGGAGCAAGUGGUUUAAAAGGAGCAGAGGGGCUGAGUUUGGCCGCUCCUGAGCGGAGUAACUUCACUGUUUGUGGGAUGCAGUUGGAAAAACAGAACUGUGGGGUCACUGACUUUGCACAGCGUGGCAUUCUGGCUG